Molecule: messenger RNA, 1449 nt
Organism: Phaethon lepturus (White-tailed tropicbird)
Lineage: Eukaryota; Metazoa; Chordata; Aves; Phaethontiformes; Phaethontidae
Product: mitogen-activated protein kinase kinase kinase 15-like
Exons: 10
Biological process (GO): cellular response to stress
Molecular function (GO): MAP kinase kinase kinase activity
Source: RefSeq, a predicted model, not a curated record
GUUGGGAUGUUUAAGAUUCAUCCUGAAAUUCCAGAAUCACUGUCUGCUGAUACAAGGACCUUUAUUUUGCUCUGUUUUGAACCUGAUCCUAGUAAACGUGUUACAGCGUCUGAUUUGCUCAGAGAUUCCUACCUGAAACAAGUAAACAAGGGCAAGAAAAGCAGAAUUGCAUUCAAGCCUUCAGAUUAUAAUCGUAAUACAUCCCUCCCACUGCCCAUCCAUGGAGAACAGGCUGGCAGUAGCAGCAGUGAGCACGGCUCGGUUUCGCCAGACUCUGAUGUACAGCAUGACAUGUUUUUCGAAAGGCCAAAGAGAUCCAUUUCAGAGAUUCAGACAAAGCAUCCCAUUUCCCAUUUACUAAGCGUGCCUGAUGAGGGCUCGGCCUUGGAGGACAGGAGUGCCUCUCCUUCUGUUGAGGAUAAGGAUUCGGGUCUGUUUCUGCUGCGGAAGGACAGUGAGCGCCGAGCGAUCCUGUAUAAAAUCCUUAAGGAAGAACAGAAUGAAGUUGCUUCCAAUUUGCAGGACUGUAUUGCACAGAGCUCUGAAGAACUGCAACUUUCAGUGGCCCACAUCAAGCAAAUUAUUGGGAUUUUAAGGGACUUCAUACACUCUCCAGAGCAGAGGGUGAUGGCUUCUACCAUAUCCAAGUUGAAAAUGGAUUUGGACUUUGACAGCACUUCCAUCAAUCAGAUUCAUCUGGUGCUGUUUGGAUUUCAGGAUGCGGUGAACAAAGUAUUAAGAAACCAUUUAAUAAGGCCCCACUGGAUGUUUGCAAUGGAUAACAUAAUUCGCCGUGCAGUCCAAGCAGCAGUCACUAUUCUUAUUCCAGAGCUCCGAACUCACUUCGAGCCAGCAUCAGAAACUGAAGGUGGGGACAAGGACGGUGAUGAAGUGGAGGACAGUUACCAGCCCACUGAACAAAAUGGGGCUGAGGAUCCCACCAUCACGUCAGGAGUCAGCACCCUGAGUUCUGUGGUGUCACAUGAGGCGCAGCAGCAGCUUAGCCUGGAGUUGGGCAGACUUAAACAAGAGACCUUAAGGCUUUUGGAAAACCUCGUUCAGAAGGAGAAAGAGUAUCAGACCCUUUUACGACAAUCUUUGGAGCGAAAAAAUCAGGAAUUACGCUUGCUUCGAUUAAAACUUAAACCUGAAGACUCACACUGGUCUGCAGCAACUUUUAGAGAGAAUGCAGACCCUGAGCUCAUGAAGUGGCUGAAACAACAAGGAGCAGACUUGGAUGCCAUUAAGAGGUUUGCUGAAGAAGAUUAUACACUAAGUGCUGUCCUUAAUGAUAUCACUAAAGAUGAUCUGCGGUAUCUUCAACUGCGGGGUGGUCUUCUCUGCAGGAUAUGGAAUGCAAUAUUAAACCACCGACAAACAUCUGGUAAGACCUCAGUGCAGAAGGUUAAUACUUUGGAAGGAGAAUGUGUAAUGGGAAUAAACAAAUGA